This is a messenger RNA of Penicillium subrubescens, 369 nucleotides long. RefSeq lists its product as uncharacterized. Lineage: Eukaryota; Fungi; Ascomycota; Eurotiomycetes; Eurotiales; Aspergillaceae. The coding region runs from base 1 to 369 and encodes 122 amino acids. The record is from RefSeq and is a predicted model, not a curated record. The transcript is spliced from 3 exons.
AUGCGCUUCCCUAUCUGCAAAGACUCGGCAUUGACUUGCGGUUCAAGGGUCACUUGUCCUACGACAUACUCAGUGGAGCGUCCAACCGGAGCAAACGGCCAUGUACCUUUGGUAGACUUAUGGCUCAACCCAGUUGUCGUCGAAGAAGCGUUCCGCUACGUUGCAGGGGAAAAGCUGUACUAUGAACGGAUCCCAGGUUCAAAGAGUGUUCCGCGGCCACCUUUCACGGCGCUUGACAUCAAAGUAGGCGAUUGGGAGCCAUCUGUCGAAGGCUACAGGAAUUCAGCCUCGCCCAUCUUUCCGACCUUCCUGUAUACCUGCCAGUGGGUUUUUUGUCAGCCUGGUAAGGCUGAUAAAUUGCUCGAGUAA